AUGGCAUCAAAUGCGGGCGAGAAGAGCAUCUCCGCUUAUGGAGAGGCUCGCUCGACGGUGGAGGGAAAACCUCUUGAUGCCGAGGAGGUUCGGAAGAUGAAUGCUUACUUCCGGGCGAGCAUGUACCUUUGCUUGGGUAUGCUUUACCUUCGUGAGAACCCUCUCCUCACCGAGCCUCUCAAAUUGGAGCAUCUGAAAGCUCGGCUCUUGGGUCAUUGGGGAUCUGAUGCUGGUCAAUCAUUUACUUGGAUUCACAUGAACCGACUCAUCAAGAAGUACGACCUUGAUGUGCUCUUUGUUUCCGGUCCUGGACAUGGAGCCCCUGGAAUCAUCUCUCAGUCUUAUCUUGAGGGUGUCUACUCAGAGGUCUACCCUGACAAGGCCGAGGACGCUAAGGGCAUGCAGAAGUUUUUCAAGCAAUUCUCGUUCCCCGGUGGUAUUGGAAGCCAUGCAACCCCUGAGACACCCGGUAGUAUCCAUGAGGGUGGUGAGCUGGGAUACUCGCUAUCGCAUGCUUUCGGCUCUGUCUUCGACAACCCAAACCUGAUUACUUUGACCAUGGUUGGCGAUGGCGAGUCAGAAACCGGUCCACUCGCCACUAGCUGGCAUAGCACCAAGUUCCUGAACCCAAUUGUCGACGGUGCUGUCCUUCCUGUCCUCCAUCUCAAUGGAUACAAGAUCAACAACCCUACUGUCCUUGCACGAAUCAGCCAUGACGAGCUGACGGCCUUGCUCGUUGGCUACGGAUGGAAGCCCUACUUUGUUGAGGGCAGUGACUUUGACACCAUGCACCAAGCCAUGGCAACCACUCUCGAGCAGUGUGUGUUGGAGAUCAGGAAGUAUCAGAAGCAAGCCCGAGAGACGAAGACUCCCUUCAGACCUCGCUGGCCAAUGAUCGUUCUCCGCACACCCAAGGGAUGGUCCGCUCCACGAGAGGUCGAUGGCCACUUACUUGAGGGUUUCUGGCGCGCGCAUCAGAUUCCCAUCACCGAUGUGCGCACCAACCCUCCUCAUUUGAAGUUACUGGAGACCUGGAUGAAGGGGUACAAGCCAGAGGAGCUUUUCGACAACAAUGGUACCUUGAUUCCAGAGCUCAAGGAGCUCGCCCCAACUGGUAACUCCCGUAUCAGUGCCAACCCUGUUGGCAACGGAGGCCUCUUGCGCAAGCCUCUCAACAUGCCUGACUUCCGGAAGUACGGAUUCACGGACAUUGUCCCAGGCUCUACCCUCAAAGGAGGCAUGGCAAACAUGGCCAUCUUCCUCCGUGACCUGGUCGCUCAGAAUAUGAAUAACUUCCGACUGUUCGGUCCUGACGAGACUGAGUCGAACAAGCUUGCAGAGGUGUACAAGGCUGGCAAGAAAGUCUGGAUGGGCGAUUACUUUGAAGAAGAUAAGGAUGGCGGUAACCUGGCGCCUGAUGGUCGUGUGAUGGAAAUUCUCAGCGAGCAUACAUGCGAAGGGUGGUUGGAAGGUUACGUUCUUUCUGGUCGGCACGGUCUCCUGAACAGCUACGAGCCGUUCAUCCACGUCAUCGACUCGAUGAUCAACCAGCACUGCAAAUGGAUCGAGAAAUGCCUUGAGGUUGAAUGGCGUGCCAAGGUCGCUUCACUCAACAUCCUUAUCACUGCCACCGUCUGGAGACAGGAUCACAAUGGAUUCACUCACCAAGAUCCUGGCUUCCUCGACGUGGUCGCCAACAAGAGUCCGGAAGUAGUCCGCAUCUACCUUCCCCCCGAUGGCAACACCCUGCUUUCCGUGAUGGACCACUGCCUCCGCAGCGUAAACUAUGUAAACGUCAUCGUCGCCGACAAGCAAGAGCACAUCCAAUUCCUAAACAUGGAAGAAGCAGUCGCACACUGCACCAAGGGUCUUGGAAUCUGGGACUGGGCCAGCAACGACCAAGGUAGCGAGCCAGACGUCGUAAUGGCAUCCUGCGGCGACGUCUCAACCCACGAAGCGCUCGCCGCAACAGCCCUCCUCCGCGAGUACCUCCCCGACCUGAAAGUCCGCUUCGUCAACGUCGUCGACCUCUUCAGACUGAUUUCAUCUAUGCACCAUCCGCACGGCAUGACAGACAAGAAGUGGAAAGCAAUCUUCACCACGGACAAGCCAAUCAUAUUCAACUUCCACUCUUACCCCUGGCUCAUCCACCGACUCACAUACAAGCGUCCCGGCCAGCACAACCUGCAUGUACGCGGAUACCGCGAGAAAGGCAACAUUGACACGCCCUUCGAGCUGGCUAUGCGCAACAACACCGAUCGGUACAGUCUUGCUAUUGACGCCAUUGAUUUGGUUCAGUCGCUUGGUAACACUGCUGCUGGUGUGAGGGAGAAGCUGAUUAAUGAGCAGCUGGCUGGUAAGGCUGAGGCGUUCAAUAAUGGUCUUGACCCUGAGCAUAUUCGCAACUGGUCUUGGCCUUGGCCUAACAAAUAG
Molecule: messenger RNA, 2433 nt
Organism: Penicillium antarcticum
Lineage: Eukaryota; Fungi; Ascomycota; Eurotiomycetes; Eurotiales; Aspergillaceae
Product: phosphoketolase family protein
Exons: 1
Coding region: 1-2433 (810 amino acids)
Biological process (GO): carbohydrate metabolic process
Molecular function (GO): aldehyde-lyase activity
Source: RefSeq, a predicted model, not a curated record